UCAUGAUUAAGAUCCUCAGUGUGCAGGGUCUUUCAGGGCUUCUAGUUGUUAAUUAGCAGAAGUAUUCAGCUAUUUUGUGAGAAUCUAGGUAAGUAUUAUCUUACAAGAGGUGAACACAUUUUAGAAUUUUUGAGCAGUAGGGCGAACAAUUGUUUUGCUGAGAGACCUGGGACCUAGCCCCAGCUUAGCUAUUUGCUUCCUUUGCUUCAGAAAAGGAAGACCUAAAACCUUGAUUUGUUUCUGUCUUGUAAUUUUAGCCGCCAUAUUCCAAAAUGUACAGUAGCCACAGGACUAUCAAGUGUUCUAUAGGGAUGUUAUGUGUGUAAUGGUAGGAAUGUGCCCAUGCUGUUCAGUAUAAACCGGAUAAUGUUUACAAACUGAGUCAGAUCAGGUUUUUCUAGAGGCAAACUUAAGCUUAGAGUUUACUCUUAGCCUUAUUGCUUGGAUGCCAACAUUUCUUAUCCAGUAAUGCCAAUACAGACAGCUACAGAAACACCUGCUACUCUGAAAUUGGCCAACAGAAUCCUUUCGUGAUUGGCAGCACUUGUUAUCUCACAGAAUACUUUGAUUGGGUAAUUACACCGGGGUGGGAUGCAGCCUUUUCCUCCCUGCCACCAAGGCUUCUUCAUUGGACAGACCAGCUGUCAGGUUGAACCCAAACUUGCCUCCUUUUGGUGAUGUUUGUCUGGAUCGCAACACAAUAGCCGAAAGGACCUCCCCUUGUAAGCUCCGAUUGGCUAGACUCAACCUUGGGGGUUUCUGAUUGGCCCAAUGAAGAAACACCAAGGUAGGUUGCCUAGUGAUCCUGAGGAAGCUGAUGUGUUAUUCCCUCUCUGCAACGAAGGAUCAGGAAGUUUGUACUCUCUGCGUGGCUGAGAAGUUUUUCACCUACUAGAACCCGGCUAGGGUACGGGAAACAGGUGCACUCCAAAACUAGAACGCGAACUGCAGCCUACGUCCCACUGCAGCUCAGGAGCGACGUGAGGUGAGAAUGACAACAUUAACUCAUAGAACCCGUCGAACUGAAGUAAGUAAGAGCUCUGAAAAGAAAAUAGAAAGUGGUGAGGAAGACACUAAUCAAGAAAGGAGUCCAGAUAAUGAAGACCCUGGAGACUCUAAGGAUAUCCGCCUCACUCUUAUGGAAGAAGUAUUGCUCCUGGGACUAAAAGAUAAAGAGGGCUACACAUCUUUCUGGAAUGAUUGUAUAUCGUCUGGGCUUCGAGGAGGCAUUCUGAUAGAGCUGGCCAUGCGGGGCCGAAUCUAUCUGGAACCUCCCACCAUGCGUAAGAAGCGACUCCUAGACAGAAAGGUCCUGCUGAAGUCAGACAGCCCAACAGGUGAUGUUUUGCUGGAUGAAACGCUCAAACACAUUAAAGCAACUGAGCCAACAGAAACUGUGCAGACAUGGAUCGAGCUACUCACUGGUGAGACGUGGAACCCUUUCAAAUUACAGUACCAGCUGAGAAAUGUACGAGAACGAAUUGCCAAGAACCUGGUAGAAAAGGGUAUUCUAACCACAGAGAAGCAGAAUUUCCUUCUGUUUGACAUGACCACUCAUCCAGUGACCAAUACAACAGAGAAACAGCGACUAAUGAAAAAGCUUCAAGACAGUGUGCUGGAACGGUGGGUAAAUGACCCUCAGCGCAUGGACAGGCGAACACUUGCCCUCCUGGUACUGGCCCACUCCUCUGAUGUGCUGGAGAAUGUCUUCUCUUGUCUGACAGAUGAUAAGUAUGAUGUGGCAAUGAAUCGAACCAAGGACCUAGUAGAACUGGACCCUGAAGUGGAGGGGACAAAGCACAAUGCCACAGAGAUGAUCUGGGCUGUGCUGGCAGCCUUCAACAAAUCCUAAAGCCAGUAGAGGGGUGACUGUCAGAGACCCCAUCACUGAGUUCAGUGUGAUAAGAUAACUGUCAUCCUUUCCCCUCUUUUUGAAUUAGACUCCUGACUUGAGGAGGACAACCUCAAGGCCUCUCCAUGGGCCUUGACCUUCUAAGCAGACUAUUUCUCCUCACUCCCACUUUGUCUGAAUGGAAGGGGUGAACCCACAUAUAUCUAAUAAGCAUCUCCCAUUUAUGGAUUUAGUUUUAA
Molecule: messenger RNA, 2091 nt
Organism: Mastomys coucha (southern multimammate mouse)
Lineage: Eukaryota; Metazoa; Chordata; Mammalia; Rodentia; Muridae
Gene: Golph3l
Product: golgi phosphoprotein 3 like
Exons: 5
Coding region: 992-1852 (286 amino acids)
Biological process (GO): retrograde vesicle-mediated transport, Golgi to endoplasmic reticulum; Golgi organization; Golgi to plasma membrane protein transport
Cellular component (GO): trans-Golgi network; cytosol; Golgi cisterna
Molecular function (GO): phosphatidylinositol-4-phosphate binding
Source: RefSeq, a predicted model, not a curated record